AUGAACAAACUGCCCGGCAUUCUACACCAGUUCUCCAAGCUAUCAACUCCAUGUGUUCCCUGGAUAGCACGGCAAGCGUCACGGCCUCAAUCCCGCCCGCGAUGCCCACAACGCCCGCCAACUAUCCUCCACCCGCAACAGCGCCGCCAUGCGCAUAAUCCUGCCGACGAUCCCUCCUUCCACUCCAUCGUUGACAGCCCGCCCCAACUUAUAAAAUCCGGCCGUCGUCAUGGCCCCGGUCUCAUAAUCCUCGCCCUCAUACCCAUCACGGCCUUCGCCCUCGGGACAUGGCAAGUACAGCGCCUAUCCUGGAAAACCGACCUAAUCGCACGCUUCGAGGACCGCCUCGUGCGCCCGCCUCUCCCCCUGCCCCCCCGCAUCGACCCCGCCGCGAUCCACGACUUCGACUACCGCCGCGUCACCGCCCGCGGGAAAUUCAGACACGACCAGGAGAUGCUUGUCGGGCCCCGCCUGCACGACGGCAACAACGGCUACCUAGUCGUCACACCCCUGGAGCGCGAGGACGGGAGCAAGAUCCUCGUCAACAGGGGCUGGAUCGCCAAAUCCAUGCGCGAGAAAUCUGCACGGCGGGCCAAGGACCCGAAGGCGCUGCCGGAGGGCGAGGUCACGGUUGAAGGGCUGCUGAGGGAGCCGUGGAAGAAGAACAUGUUCACGCCGGAGAACCGGCCGGAUAAGGGCGAGUUCUACUUCCCGGAUGUGGAGGAGAUGGCAAGGCUGUCAGGCGCGGUGCCCGUAUGGGUUGAGGAGACGAUGAAGCCGGAUUUGGUGGAGGCGUAUGAUAGGGAGGCCAGAGGGGUGCCGAUUGGCAGGGCGGCGGAGGUCAAUUUGAGGAAUAACCAUACGCAGUAUAUCUUCACGUGGUAUGCGCUUUCCCUGGCAACUUCUAUCAUGCUCUGGAUGGUUAUCAAGAAACCAGUGUCAGGCAUUGCUCGCCGGGCUCGCCGGAGCCAGGAGUGGUAA
This is a messenger RNA of Coniosporium apollinis CBS 100218, 981 nucleotides long. RefSeq lists its product as uncharacterized. The coding region runs from base 1 to 981 and encodes 326 amino acids. The transcript has 3 exons. Gene Ontology annotation, cellular component: mitochondrion; membrane. The record is from RefSeq and is a predicted model, not a curated record. NCBI's taxonomy places the organism in Eukaryota, Fungi, Ascomycota, Dothideomycetes. Gene Ontology annotation, biological process: mitochondrial respiratory chain complex IV assembly.